GUCAUCUUUGUUUUGUGAUAGAUAAUCGGCAAUUUCCUUUCUCGACUUUAAUGCCAUUUCAGCUGGACAAAAAAGUUCAACAAAUUUUUUCAUGAUUUUGACAGUUAACAUUUAUAAAAAGUACGAAGAUAAGAACUACGUAUCAAGAGACAAAAAACUUACUCUUUUUCUUUUCCAAUAGUUUUAGGCGGUUUAUGGAGAGUUUGAGAUUCACUCGGAGCUUUUGAGGACGAAAUCCUGAAAAAAACAUUCUCAAAAGAUGAAAUACCGCGAAUUUUAGACUGUCAGGAAAUAUGGCGAUCUGCUGCAAAAGAAGAUUUUGCAGUUACGUAUUACAAUACUCAAAUUGUUAGUAAACACUAUCAUUUCAAUACAUUGUUUCUCAAAAUAUUUGGUUUUAAAGAGUUUCUUUAGUAAAGUCUUAAGCCUUAAAGUGUGUAUGAGGAAUGGACGAGGCUUCAGAGAAGGAAUUUGAUGCAGAGGCAGAUGAAGAUAAUAUGGAAGAAGACGUUGACGAAGAUGAUGAUGAUGGGGAAGAGGGGGAAGGAGCACUCGAAAUCCACCCAUCUGACACUGUUGUAAAAGACAGUGGAAAGAAAAAGGGCAAAAGAGGUUUAAAGAAAGCUGGAAAAACAAGUCUUAGUGGUCGUGGAGUAACACUCAAAAUGUUGUUAGAUGAUAAUGUUUUGGCAGUUGAGAAAGGAUGCAUGUCAAUUGAUUACUUGGGUCAAAAGUUUGUUGCCGACUUGCUACCAAAUGGUAAAAUCAAAUGGGAAGGUAGCGAGAAACUCUUCAAUUCUCCUUCAGCAUGGGCAAUACAUUGUAAGAAACUUGUUAAUCCAACCAAGAAAUCUGGAUGUGGAUGGGCAUCGGUGAAAUAUAAAGGAAAGAAACUUGAUCAGUACAAAACUACCUGGUUCAGAAAGCGAAGACCAUUGUUUCAGUCUGAAAAAACAACAGCACAAGCAGUCUCAAGCACUUCAUCAGUGAUCAGGACAUCAGCUAUUUCUUCCACCAUCAAAUUUGCAGGCACAAAAACUGAAACAUCCAAUGAUAUCCUCCCAUCUAACCCCGAUUACUCAAAACCGUCCCUGAUUAACUCCGAAAGCUCCAAUAGUCAUAAAACAUCUACCCAUACAAAAACAAUUAGUCCAACAAGUGUGACAUCAAAGAAAGAAUUAUCGCAGAAAAUAAAACAUAAAGCUCAGAGACAGCAAAAGGAACGAUCUCAUGAGACGAAGAAAAAGUCGAGUACAAAUGCAACACAAUCUAGCAAAACUUCAUUUGAGAGCGUUGCUCGAACACACUCAGACCUCUCUGACCUGACGUCAUUUACCGCUCCCCGAAAAACGAAACUCGUUCCAUGGUCUCGAACUACUCUCGACGUUUCUGAAGUGCGACCCGAUAGUGAUCCACAGACGUUAGUACAAUGUGUAAACUUCAGUCAGAUAAAGAAAACUCAGCCGUUUAAAUUAUCAAUAAACACCAACACUCUUAUGUUGAUGGAUCUACAUUGUCAUUUGACCACGGGAGAGGUCGUUGGAUAUUUAGGAGGACGAUGGAAUCGCGAGGGACAUUACAUACAAAUAAUGCAAGCGUUUCCCGUCAAAUGUCGUUUUGCUAAUCAGAAAAACGCCGAUUCUGUUCAGGAUGAGAUUAGAGAGGCAAUGAAAACACGUGGUUUAACGUUAGUUGGUUGGUACCAUAGUCAUCCAACUUAUCAACCUGAUCCAUCAGUUCGUGACAUAGCCUCACAACAGCGAUAUCAAGCCUGUAUGAAGCGUGACAACAUUUCAUAUGAACCUUGUGUAGGAUUUAUCGUGUCUCCAUAUGAUUCCCAUCUUUCGUCUCGCGAGUCUUUGGUCAAAGCUUUCUGGGUUCAUACGACAAACAGUCAGGGUCCGCCGACAUUUUCUUUACCUAUGGAAAUCGACUACGAAAUUGAAGCAAGUCCGCUACUUACUGAAGACUUACUCACAGAGAUGAGGUUUAUCAGUUCCUACUACAAAGGAAGCCCAGAUGCAGUAAACUUCGCUGAAUGUUGGAUGGCUGGUGUGUCUUUUUUGGACAAAGUGAAGGCCUCGCUCAUGAAGAAAUUCCCAAAAGAUCAAUCUGGUCGUUUAACAAACUUCAUACAGAUGUUACUUUCAUAAUACUACAUCACUUGUGUUGCUUAUAAAGUAAUUGAGCCAAUGUCAAUCAAACAUCACUCAACAAUAAGAUAGAAUAGAAUAAGAUUUAAUUUGAGAAACCAAAAGUGUUCAUAUCGUAUUAAGAUGUAAAUGCAUCACAAUUUAUAAGUGAUUGAGCGCACUAUGUUAACAUUAAAUCUUCUUUUAUAUUAGUUAUAUUAAAAA
This is a messenger RNA of Xenia sp. Carnegie-2017, 2357 nucleotides long. Its product is annotated as MPN domain-containing protein-like. Gene Ontology annotation, biological process: double-strand break repair. Gene Ontology annotation, cellular component: BRISC complex; BRCA1-A complex. Gene Ontology annotation, molecular function: metallopeptidase activity; polyubiquitin modification-dependent protein binding. The transcript has 15 exons. Bases 447 to 2153 code for a protein of 568 amino acids. The record is from RefSeq and is a predicted model, not a curated record. NCBI's taxonomy places the organism in Eukaryota, Metazoa, Cnidaria, Anthozoa, Malacalcyonacea, Xeniidae.